AGAUCCAUCCAGAACAGAAGAGCAUCAUCAGCCAGAUUGUCUCCUAUCCUCGACUCAACUAAUAACCCAAGAAACCAAUCAUGAAGGUCCUUAUUGCACUCAUGGCCCUAGUUGUCCUUGCCUCAGCUUUCCAAGAAGAGGAGAUGGAUGCUGAUGUUGCUUUCAUCAAGAGAGAUCCAGUACUCCAAGAUUACUUUAUGGCUGAGAAGAGGGGAAAGGCCAUGAGGAAAUACAAAGCUUGUGAACAGCAGUUCAGUGCAGAACAAACCUGCUAUUGCAAUCGCCGCAACGGAGCCUUUGCUUUCUGCAGUGGUGCUGCUGGUGGUGAAAACAUGUAAAUUCCAGAAUUUGACCCUGACCAAUGACUCCGUCUUCCAAUCGAUAUCGAAUCAUAUAAUUAUUGUAGGAAAGUUGUUUUAGAAACAGUUUUCAUCCAGUGGAGCCAGCGCUGGCAUCUACCGUCGAAAGAAUUGGUGGAAUUAACUACUAAACGUCAGUUCAACAAAUAAAUGCUAUAUGAACAGAUAAA
Messenger RNA from Lytechinus pictus (painted urchin), 529 nucleotides. RefSeq lists its product as uncharacterized. The coding region runs from base 81 to 338 and encodes 85 amino acids. NCBI's taxonomy places the organism in Eukaryota, Metazoa, Echinodermata, Echinoidea, Temnopleuroida, Toxopneustidae. The record is from RefSeq and is a predicted model, not a curated record. The transcript is spliced from 4 exons.